Pocillopora meandrina is the source of this 3271-nucleotide messenger RNA. The record is from the annotation of a GenBank genome assembly. NCBI's taxonomy places the organism in Eukaryota, Metazoa, Cnidaria, Anthozoa, Scleractinia, Pocilloporidae.
AUGUUAGGACAGAUCGCCAACUAUUGUCCAAUUAUCUCUCGAAAUACUCUGGUGAAAAACUCUACAUCCCCUGAGUUCAUCUGGCAAACCAUCAGACAGCACUUUGGUUUCCAAGUCACCGGGGUUCAGUUCAUUGACUUUUCCGCAAUACACCUAGCUGCUGAUGAGCGCCCCGAAGAUCUGUACCAGCGCCUCACAGCAUUCGUAGAAGAUUCAUUGCUACGUGCCAACGGCUUAACCCACAAUGGCCAAGCAGUGCAGGAGGAUGAGGAAUUAACCCCUACACUCGAAAACUUUUUGGUCCUCACUUGGUUACGCCUCAUUCACCCCAGUCUCCCACGACUGGUUAAGCAGCGUUAUGGUACAGAGUUGAGAUCCCGUACUCUUGCCUCGAUCAAACCUGAGAUCUCGCAGGCCCUCAAUUCCUUACUUGAGGAAAUCCACACGUCGGAUGAUGCCAGAAUCCUACGUGCUGCUGUUGCAGACGAUUUUCGUCGCCCUCGUCAGAGUAACAGGGGUGUUCCUAGAGCCCGCCCCAGACAACCCCGCCAAGACAAGGUCUGUCCUCUAUGUAAACAGGCUGGCCGUUCUAUGACAAACCACUUCCUCAGUCAGUGUACCUUCCUCCCCGACAGUGACAGGCGUUUCAUGGUGAAAGCACGACAGAUCGCCGGCAUCCUUGACAAUGACCAAGAAAUUGAGACCAGUCCUGAUUCUGAUUCUCCAGACCCUGACACAACAUUGCCAGGCCCGGACAUGGUGGCCUACCGUGUGCAGACCCGCCAGUCCCCUUACAUGGACGUCUUUCAUGAUCAUCGAGUCGUGCGCGUCACCCUCGACAGCGGUGCAACUGGAAAUAUGAUACGCCGUUCAACCGCGAAACACCUCGGCUGUCCGAUAAUCUCAAGUGCCCAGUCCGUCCAACAGGCUGAUGGCUCGUCUCAGCUCCAGGUGAUAGGAGAAAUUCGUACCACCUUCACCCGGGACCACACAAACUUCGCGUUUGAAGGUCUCGUAGUUGAGAAUCUUGAUGUUGAGGUACUUGCCGGUACCCCCCUUUAUGGAGACGAAUGACAUCGCUGUCCGACCCGCUAAGAGAGAGGUACUACUAGGCAAUGGCUCAGUCUACACGUAUGGGUCCAAAUCCCCACCUAACCCUCAUGCAACCGCACGUAGAGCAUUUGUCCCACGUGCCCCCGCCCAUCCCAGACAGUGUGGCCUGGAGAGUUCAUGGAAGUACGUCUACCAGGCGAUGCACCUUCUGACUCGGAGUGCGCACUAGAGCCUCGCAUCGACGCACCCAGUGCACACAAUCUGAAGCCAUCCCAGUUGUGGCCACAACCUGGUGUUGUUUCCAGCGUUGCCCGAGCCAUACAGUUCCUAACCUAUCAAGCGUACCCCGCACUCUCAAAGCGCCACGAACACUUCUGCCAAGUCAUCCCUGUUUUUGAGCCCCCAAGUCCCAUCAUCACCCCCACCUACUGCUCAGCGCCCGUUGCCGCCCUCCAGUACACGUUACUCUGCGUCCGUUCAGGUUGAUCCAGACAACACCCUUCCCCAAACCGUUCGUGCAGACUUCCAAUCACUACUUACAGAGUACGACACUGUAUUUGACCCGCAAUUCCCGGAUACAAUGGAGCCGCUGGCGCGCAUACAAGGCCAAAGUCAACAUGGGUCCUGUCGAACCUCCUCAGCGGAAGGGUCGCCUCCCCAAAUCAUGCGGGAUAAGCUCAUCGAGCUCCAGGAAAAGUUUGACGACCUAGAGAUUCUUGGCGUCUUCCGCCGCCCAAGAUGUGGGUAUCACCAUUGAAUACCUCAAUCCAUCUUUCCUUGUAAAGAAGCCUAAUGGUGGUUCCCGUCUCGUCACCGCCUUUUCUGAUGUGGGCAGAUACAGCAAACCACAACCAUCCUUGCUACCCGAUGUUGACUCCACAUUACGGCUCAUCGCCCAAUGGUCACACAUAAUUGUCACUGACCUUACAAGUGCUUUCUACCAGAUCCCUUUAGCCAAAGAGUCCAUGAAGUACUGCGGUGUCGCCACCCCCUUUAAAGGCGUCCGGGUGUAUGCCCGCUCCGCUAUGGGAAUGCCUGGCUCAGAGACUGCUCUAGAGGAGGUUAUGUGCCGUGUUCUAGGCCCCUUACUUCAAGAUGGAGUCGUGGCCAAGAUCGCCGAUGAUUUAUACUGCGGGGGCAACACCCCUCUAGAGUUACUACACAACUGGAAGAGGGUCCUGCAAGCUCUUCACAAAUGCAACCUGCGUUUGUCAGCCCACAAGACCAUAAUCAACCCCAAGUCAACCACUAUCCUUGGUUGGAUUUGGUCCGCCGGUACCCUGUCUGCCAGUGCCCACCGCCUCAACACCCUUGCCACGUACCCUGUGCCAAACACUGUUGGUCGUUUGAGAUCGUUCAUUGGUGCGUACAAAGUCCUGUCUCGUGUUAUCCCACGGUGCUCUAGUUAUCUAACCCCGCUGGAUGCCAUCACGGCUGGACGUACUUCACAAGAAUCCAUCACCUGGUCUGAUAGUCUCAGGGCUGCAUUCCAGAACGCUCAGAAGGCCCUAUCCUCAGCCCUCUCUAUCACCUUACCUAGACCUGAGGACCAACUAUGGGUCGUCACCGAUGGCGCAGUCAAGGACCCAGGAAUAGGCGCCACCCUCUAUGUGACGCCGCAACAACAAGCUACACAUCGCCGGUUUUUUCAGCGCUAAGCUGCGGGGCACUCAGACAACGUGGUUUCCGUGCGCGUAGAAGCCCUCUCCAUCGCUGCGGCUACAAAGCACUUCAGUCCAUACCUCAUCCAGUCAUCCAAUAAAGCCUGUAUCCUAACGGACAGUAAGCCAUGCGUCCCAGGCUUAUGAGAAGCUAUGCCGCUGGCGAGUUCUCCGCAAGUCCUCGCGUAUCUACUUUCCUGUCAGUUGUCAGCCGCUACCAGGCCUCAGUGCGACACGUCUCCGGCGCCUCUAUCCUCCAGUCAGACUUCGCGAGUCGAAAUGCUGCUCCUUGUGAGAAUGAAACCUGUCAGAUUUGCCUGUUUAUCGCCUCAACCAGAGAUUCUGUUGUCCGAGCCGCGACUGUCCAGGACAUCCUCCAAGGCAAUGCCCGCCUCCCUUUCACCAGCCGUCCGGCGUGGUUGGCCAUACAGUCUGAAUGCCCAGACCUACGCUGUCCGCACGCACGCACACCUUGUCCAAGGCACAAGACCUUCCAAGAAGCUCACAAACAUAAAGGACGUCAAACGCUAUCUGCAGGUCGCCUCAAUCGCAAGUGA